AUGGAAGGUUUUCCAGCGACUCGACAGAUUGAGAAAGAUAAAGAUCGUUGUGAUGUUCUAUUCAAGGUUGGAUCUGAUGAAUCCUGGCUCAUAAGAAUCUGUGAAAUUGCGGCUCCAUUUGAAAAACUUGGUGAUUUAUUGCAUGUUGCCACAUUAUUGCAACUUGAUGAAGUUUGUAGCGGAAUCGUGGAACUUCUUGAAACAAAUCUGAGUCCAGAAUCAAUAAAGAUCCAACUUAUAAUUAUGAGAAGGAAAAGUCUCAGUCUAUGCCAUGUUAUUGGAACGGCUCAAAACAAUGAAUCUGACAGUGAUAAAUCAAAAUUCCACAGUACAGCCCAGGUUGACAUUUUCAGUUGUCGAAAAAGGAAAGUGGAGAUCAGUUUGAGGUUUGUCAAUUGUCAGACAUUUUUCCUCACAACUCUUGAUGUUUCAAGAAAACAAGUUAGAACAGCAUUAUCAAAAGAAUUUAUUGGAAGUGUUGAAAAUGAUAUGCGUGGUAUAACUGUACCCCAUAACAGAUUUGAUCCAAAAAAAGGGAAAAGUGAUAUUACUGCUGUUGAACGGUAUGAUCCCAAUUCAAACAUAUGGACAAGCAAUAUAUCACAACCUAUUGAGGCACCUGGAUUAGCUGUUUUUCAAAACAAGAUUUAUUGUUUUGGUGGCUACUACUUUGGACAGUUUCUGAAUAUAGUCAAUCAACUUGAUGCUGAAGCUGAUGUUUGGAAGACAGUCGGUCAUAUGCAUGUUGCAAAGUCAUAUACUGCAGUUGUUACAGUUGGUGAAAGCAUUUAUAUUCUUGGUAGACUCGUUGAAGGCCUCGAAUCCAUCAAAGCAGUUUGGCGAUUUGAUCCAAUAAGCAAUAACUGGCAAUCUCUAAGUCCAAUGCUUACCAGCCGAUAUUCAUUCAAUGCUUUUGCAAUUCAGGGUUACAUUUAUGCAGUUGGAGGAUGGGACAGUAGUGAUAGUUUAGAAAAAUACAACAUUGCAGAAGACAAAUGGGAGCUCAUUGAGACACCAGAAAGAAUGGAAUUGGACGUUAUGAAUUCAGUGAAAAUCAAAUUAAAAAAGUAA
Molecule: messenger RNA, 1071 nt
Organism: Styela clava
Lineage: Eukaryota; Metazoa; Chordata; Ascidiacea; Stolidobranchia; Styelidae
Source: RefSeq, a predicted model, not a curated record